Patiria miniata (bat star) is the source of this 3908-nucleotide messenger RNA. RefSeq names its product signal transducing adapter molecule 2-like (gene stam). Gene Ontology annotation, molecular function: phosphatidylinositol binding; ubiquitin binding. The coding region runs from base 18 to 1838 and encodes 606 amino acids. Gene Ontology annotation, biological process: protein transport to vacuole involved in ubiquitin-dependent protein catabolic process via the multivesicular body sorting pathway. The transcript is spliced from 13 exons. The record is from RefSeq and is a predicted model, not a curated record. Gene Ontology annotation, cellular component: ESCRT-0 complex. Lineage: Eukaryota; Metazoa; Echinodermata; Asteroidea; Valvatida; Asterinidae.
AAAGAGGAUGACUUGUCAUGCGCACAAGGGUUUUACGUGACCUAGUAAUCUACGGAAGCAGUUCUUCGAUCGGCAGUUCUGAUUUUUUUUCUCGUCAAAAAAUGCCGCUUUUCGGAGGUUCCUCACCUUUUGAUCAAGAUGUUGAAAAAGCCACAAGUGAGUCCAACAAGGGCGAAGACUGGGGGCUCAUUAUGGACAUCUGCGACAGAGUCUCUGGCCAACCACAGGCUGCCAAAGACGUCCUGAAGUCCAUCAUGAAAAGAGUACGAAACCCAGUUUCACAGGUUUGCCUCCAGGCACUAACGCUCCUGGGGGCAUGUGUCAGUAACUGCGGCAAGACGUUCCACUUGGAGCUCUGCAGCAGAGAUUUCAUGUCGGAAGCCAGGAACAUCGUCAGCAAGGGUAGUGGCAAAGUGUCGGAGAAGAUAAGAGGGCAAAUCAAGGAAUGGGCGGAGGAAUUCAAGAACGACCCACAACUCAAUUUGAUGGUUCAACUUUACGACAGCUUAAAAGCAGAAGGGUACGACUUUCCUGCAACGAGUCAGAAAACUUCACAGUCCACCAAACCGGCCCCAGUCACUACUCCUGCCCCAGCAGCAUCCUCCAGACAAGAGGAGGACGACAUUGCAAAAGCGAUCCAACUCUCGUUGCAACAGGACAAAGCCAAAACCAGCAGCCUGUAUCCCUCCGCCGGUCUCUACGCCAGUAUGACGCCCUCUGUGUCCGCGGCCACGACGAGGCGGGAGCCCCGAAAGGUCAAAGCACUUUACGACUUUGAGGCGGCAGAAGACAACGAACUGACGUUCAAGGCCGGGGAAAUAAUCAGUGUCUUAGAUGAUAGUGACACUAACUGGUGGAAGGGGGAGAAUUCCCGGGGGACCGGGUUGUUCCCGUCAAACUUUGUAACUGCCGAUCUUACCGCAGAGACUGAUGCUGAUAUUAGGGAAAGAGAGAAGAAGGUUUCAUUCGACGAGGAGGUCGAGGUCAGGACGAUCGAGUCCAUGGCUCCCGAGGUGGUUGAAAUCGACGAGGGACAGAUGGACAGCUGUCUAGAGAUGAUGCAGAAUGCUGACCCUACCGAGGCAAGGCCGGAUACACAGGAGAUGCUGGUGUUAGAAGACACGUGUAAGAGAAUGAACCCCCUGAUCAACCAGGAACUUGAAGCAGUCGACCGAGAGCACAUGGACUUGACCGCCCUCAACGCAAAGCUCAUUGAUGCGUUCUCCAUGUACCACAAGCUCAUGAAGGAAGCACCGGUGUACGGCUACUCGCUGAAGACCAUGAACAUGCCACAACAGGGCGUGGCUGGGCAGUACCAACCGGGCGUGGCCGGGCCGGGCAUGCCGGGAUUCGGGGAGGUACCGUACGGCGCUCCCCCGCAGGGCAUGUACGGUCCCCCUGGGGUGCAAGGCCAGAUGGGUCAGCCCAUUAUGCAGCAGGGGGGUGAGAUGGCCAUGCCGCAGGGGCAGAUGGCUAGCGGGAUGAUGACGCAAGGCAACCACCCCAUGACGAUGGCGCAGCCCGGACAGGCAAUGUACUCACAUCCUGGCACAGCGCAGCAGUACCAGACCCAGCCCGGCCCCAUGGCCCACAACAACAUGACCCACUACCAGGCCCCUCCCCAGAAUUCCAUGCACCAGAUGAGCGUCAACACCUCCACGUCCUACAGCGCCCAAGGCAGCGUCCCAUCCGGCGUGCAGGGACCGCCCAUCAUGGCACAGAACUAUAGCGGGGCACCAGUUGGGCAGCAGCCACCAAUGGGCACGCACCCGCAGCAACUCCAACAACCGAUGCAGCAGCAGCAGCAGCAACAACAGCAACAGCCGAUGUAUAUGUGAUUUCUCAAUUGGGACAUUACUCCAGCUUGGACCAUUUCCCAUUGGCUAAUUUUCGAAUUUGGGCCAUUUUCCCAUUUGGGCCAUUUUCCAAAUUGGGUCACUUUCCCAUUUGGGCCAUUUAAGGGAAAAGCUUAACACAGGAGUUUGCUAAGCAAGGUAAAUAUUUGCUUAGCAGGAAUACAGGUUACCAACCAAAAUGGCAUGCAAUGUGAACUGCUUGUAACUGGUACUCGGCUAAUUUACGCUUAGCACAUGAACUUGCUAAACACUAUUUUUUCUGCUUAACAUGCUUAACAGAUCCAGAACCUGCCACCGACACUUUAUACUUCAUAGAGCUGUUAUCAAAAUGUGCUCAGCACAAAGCAAAAUUGGAUAGCAAAAUUCUAACACCAACUUAAACAUCUUGUGAUUGACAUUCCUUCAUUGGUUAAUUUUGCUGAACAGCCAAGUCUGCUUACCAAUAUUUCCAAAUCAAAUUGUCAAGCAAUGCUUUUUGGUGUUCACAGCUCUGAUGAAAUUGGUUGCUUGGUAUUUGGCCCAAGUGAAUUUGGCAAACACUGCAUGCAGGUUAAGUGGUUGCUAUGGUAACAUCAGUUGUAACCCAGUGGCGUUGCUAGGUAACCAAACUUUAAGAUAAGUAACUUUUGAAGGGUUUAAGUUAGUAAAAGUAAAAAAACAAUUACAAUUGGACGAUUUACAAUUUGUAUACUUGUAUAUUUUCAAAAAAAAUGAAAGUGCAUAGAAUUCCACUGUAAUUGGCACAAUUUUGUCUUCAGCUGAAAAAUGUAACCUAGCAACGCCACUGCUUAUUUUGUACAUAAAACAUCUGUUCGUGUAUUCUGUAUCACGUCGUAUGUACAGUGCUAACUGCAGAUAUAUUGUAUUGAUAAAAGCAAGUAACCAAGGAAUGAAAUUAUGAACUUUAGUACGGACAAUUGAAGGCCAGAAGUGGAAGCCUUUUGGUUUAAUCUACACGGAUUAUUAUUUGAGGAUGAAAAAAAUGCCGUCUUGUCUAAAUGUGGUCAUAAAAGUAAUGUCAAAUUUGCAUACAAUUAAUAUGUAUGGUAAUGACAAAUAGUCUGGUGCCAGUGACAUGUUGUUUACCUUUGCCAUUGGUUAAGGAAGCAUUAAAAUAAAGAUGGCCAUUGGAAGCAAGACUUUACCUUUUCAGCUGGCCAUAUCCAAAUAUGGUCAUAAAAUUGAUGUCAAAUUUGCAUACAAUUUAUGUAUGGUAAUGGAAAAUAGUCUGGUGCCAGUGAUAUGUUGUUAUCUUUGGCAUUGGUAAAAGGAAGCAUUAAAAUAAAAAGGGCCAUUGGAGACAAGACUACCCUUCAGCUGGCCAUGUCCAAAUACGGUCAUAAAAUAUGUGUCCAAUUUGCAUACAAAUGUUAGUUUGGUAUUGAAAAUAGUCUGGUGCCUGUGAUCUUGAAUCACAAUUGAUAUCUCAAGUUACUGUGGGUGAAGUAAAGCAUUAAGAUAAAGAUGGUAAUUGGGGACAAGACUACUCCUUCGUGGAUAAUGUAAAAGCUCUCUCAUUAAAAAGCAUUGCAAUUUGUCUACGUUUUCGCUACUAUUUCUGUAUUUUAUGGGAACCCCCUGAAAAGUUCAUGAACAGAAAGAGGCAGACCUCAGAAAAACUUCAAAAUUUCCAGUUAAUGUUACAGCUGACUACUUUAGAUUAUUUAAUUUAGCCGUAAUGUUUAAAUCCUUAUUCUGUACAUAAUUUCACAAUUAUAAGCAUAAUGUAUAAAUAUGUCAAAUAAUUUGUAUUGUGUUAUUGCAACUGACAUAGACAAUGAACCAAAAAAAAUGCCUGAAAUUUCAUUGUUUGGGACAAAACGUGUGUAAUUCAGACAAAGGUUUGUAGAAUUUCACAAAUGAAGGGGUAUGCACAUUUCUGACAAAAAGAUUGAAGACAUUUAGAGUUCAUGUUUAUAGCAUAUUAACAAGCUGUUAUUUUUGCCUCUUCAGUGUAUAACCAUUUUGGCAUUUCAGCAUCCAUUCAUUAAAUUCACUCCAUAUUUGCUCCUUUUUUGAAUAGUAAAUAAAAUUUUAUCUUUUAUUCAUAAA